Molecule: messenger RNA, 1515 nt
Organism: Ceraceosorus bombacis
Lineage: Eukaryota; Fungi; Basidiomycota; Exobasidiomycetes; Ceraceosorales; Ceraceosoraceae
Source: the annotation of a GenBank genome assembly
AUGGCCAGCUCGCUCGCUUCCACUUCCAGCCGCGGUCUGCUGACGACAUGUUCCGCGCACGCACACACGCUCAAGAGCAGUCGCAAGGCAUUUGAAAAUGUCAGCAAGAGCGCGAGCGCUAGUGCGAGUGCGAGCGCGAGGACUCGGAUGAUGGCGCGCUUGGACAGUGAAGGAUGCAGAUCCGUGUCCACUCAGGCUGCAGGUCUUGAAUCGGCCGUGGGAUCCGAAGGACCAGGUGCUGACAGCCCCGCUGCCCGAGCGCAAAUGCCUUCUUCACCUCGUGGUGCGCUAGAGAGAACUACUCAUGGACAAACGGAGUCGCAAGAUGCACAGCUUCAAGUCAGAAGCUCGAGAGGUGCAGGUCAAAGCGAUGCUUCGUUGGAGGCGCACAAGGCUGAAUUGAGGAGAAAAGCUCUAAGAAGCGCUGCUGGUGAGUUUGCAAGCCUCUCGGAGCGCUUACGUGGGCAUACCAAUUCAAGCGGCUUCCCCCGUUCGCAUUCGUGGCCCCCCGUCAGCGUCGCGUCCACCCUCUGCUCACCUUGGCUGCACACCUUUGCCCCGUCUUUCGCAGUGGACGCAAUGAUGCCUUUGACCUCCACUCAAACGCGUCAAACGGGUUAUCGACCGGUCCAAGCCCGACUGUCACCCGUGACGGCGAGGGAGUUGACACUGUCGCAUUUGGUGGCCGCUUCUGCUCAAGUAGGCCAUUCUCGCACAAACACGUCUCGACAAGCUGCUCAGCAAGUCUACGGUUUCAGGCACGAUAUAGCCUACAUUGACUUGGAAAAGUACACUCUGCCUGCCCUCAGACGAGCAGCUAGCGUGGUGAGAGAGACGACAAAGAGGGACGGUGUGGUGUUGUUUUGCGGAACGGCUCCUGGAACGCAAGACGCCGUGCUCGCUGCUGCUAAACGGUUGGGAAGAAACGGAUUUCACGUGACAAAGAGCAGGUGGAUGCCUGGCGUUUUGACCAAUGCGCCCAACCUGCUCGCCAAGGCUACGUUGAUGGGCGCGGAUCAUUACUCGGAGACGUUGCGCGACAGGGCGGAGCGCAAAAAGGAGCGUCAAUCGGAAGGAUGGACGGACAAGGAUGAGGCGGAGUUGCAAUCGAGCUUGGAUCUGGUCAGGUUGUCCAUGAGGGAACUUCAGCCUGAUCUAUUGAUCGUCUUGAACCCCAAAGCUAAUCUGCACGCUAUCAGGGAGGCUACGUCUAGAGGUAUCCCCACCAUCGGAGUCACGGAUACGGAUGUGGAUCCUAGGAUCGUGACGUAUGCCAUUCCUGCCAACGACGAGAGCACUAGAACUGCAGAAUUAGUGGUUGGUCUAUUGAGCAAGGCGGGACAAGAAGGAUUGAAGGAUAGGGAACUGGCUCAGAGGGUGGCGGAGAGAAUGGUGCUUCAGCGCGAGGCGCAACGUAGGGAACAACAGAGGCUCACGAGGGAAUCGGAAAGGAUCGCGAGGGAACAGGCUAAAGCUGCCACGGCUUUUGGUGGAAGAUCGAUCUAUGGCAACUAG